Dictyostelium discoideum AX4 is the source of this 3606-nucleotide messenger RNA. RefSeq lists its product as hypothetical. NCBI's taxonomy places the organism in Eukaryota, Evosea, Eumycetozoa, Dictyosteliales, Dictyosteliaceae. The transcript has a single exon. The record is from RefSeq and is a predicted model, not a curated record. The coding region runs from base 1 to 3606 and encodes 1201 amino acids.
AUGAAAUUUAUAAAAUAUUUAUUAAUUUUAUUUUUAAUAUUAAAAAUUAAUUAUUUUGUAGAAUCAGGAGUAGAUUGUCAAAAAAAUACAGAGUAUUUCGUUGAAAAUUCAUGUGGCAAAAAUCCAUCAAAAUUAAACAUCAACACUGAUAUUUACUAUUUUGAAAGUAUUGGAAUAACACCAUAUUCCCCACCUGUUUAUAAUGAAUCUACAACUAAUUACUUUUGGUAUUUGAAGGAUGGUAUUGAAUAUACAUUUAGUUAUAGAUACAAAGGUUGUCAAAAUAUUAAAUCACAUUCAAUUGUUUCACAAGGAAUGUAUUACCAACUUUUAUCACAACCAUUGUGUCCAAAUACCUAUUUCAAUUAUACAAUUUAUAAUUCAGGAGAGUUUGGUGGAAAUACAAAUUAUUACUCUACCCCACAAAAUAUUAUAAGUUCAAAUUAUAAUGGUAGUUGUACUAUUAAUAUUUUAAUUACACCACUUAGUAAUUCCAAAGGUGCAUUCCAAAGCAGUGCUGCUAAAUACACCUAUCCAACUUGUGGUUUUAAUAAUGGUACGAUUUCAGUUGAUUUAACAAAAGGUUAUUCAAAUUGUCACUUAUUCAGCCAAUUUGACACGAGUUUUCUAUAUGAAAUUGAACCAUCAUCGCCAUGUUUUUACAGUGGGUUGGAGUCAAAUUAUUAUUACCUUUUCGUUGAUUCUAAAGAAUGUGCUACUGAAAGAUUAUCAAUUCAAUUAUUCAAUGUUUUCACUCCAUUGGAAAUUACUUUUGAAAAUGUUCCAGAUUAUAAUCAAAAUUCAAUAGUAUCAUUAUCAUUAUCAAGUGGUGACAAUGGAAUUUUAAAUAAAACUAAUUCAUUUGCAACUGUGGGUGGCACUGGACCUGAUCCAUUAAGUACUUGGAGCCAUAAAGAAACUAAAAUUACUUCAACCACACAAUUUGGUUACUUUUAUAAUAAAGACUUUUCAACAGAUCCAUUAAAAGUUAUAUGUUCUUUUAAUGAUGGUUUUGAACCGCAAAAAUUUAAUCCAAAUUUUAAUUUCACAGUUACAAAAAGUGAUACUUGUUUAGAAAAUGUAACUAUUACAUUUUAUCCAUUACCAAGUCAAACAUUUGUUGUUCAUGAUUAUAUUUUAGGAAAUAUAUUACCAUUGACAAAUAAUGUUCUAUCGGUUCAAUAUAAUAAAUUUUUACAUAUUUCAGAGAUUUCAAGUAAUUCAGAAAGAUAUUAUUCAACAGCUUUUUAUGCUCCUAUUUAUAGAGUUGUUGAAACUUCAAAUGGAAUUGGUUGUUGGAAAACCUAUAAUAUUACAAUUGGUGAAUAUCAAAUUUAUUCAAAUCUUACAAUGAAAGUAUAUGAUGGAGAUGAAUAUGAAUAUAUUUUUUAUCCAAUUGAAGGAGUUUUCGUUAAUGUACCUGCAAAUUAUUUUUAUAUCCAUUAUAAAGUUAAAGAUUGUGAAGUUGAAUCAAUAAUUAUGAUUGAUAAAUAUGAAGAAAUUACUCCAAUGGAUGAUGUAAAAAUGGAUAUCAGUAUAUAUGAACUUGGUAAUUGUACACAUGAAACUUCAAUUUUAGUAAAUAUCGAUACAGUUUUUGGUAACUUUUCUAAAGUUUAUUCAUCAUUUUCAAAUGGUUAUUUCUCUUUUUACCUUCCAAAUUGUUCCUGUAAUAUUGGUUUCUACUAUUCUAUUCCACCAUUAAUCGAUAGUGAAACAUUUUCUUAUGGUUUUAUCAGUGAUCUAGAUUGUAAUUCCACUGGUACUGUUAUUCAAUUAUUAGGUUCAAAUGGUAAUACUAUUCAAGAAGUUUAUUCAAAUGGUAUUAAAUUAAUAGUAAAUAAUGACGUUGAUACUGAUUUUGCAUAUAAUAUUGGGCCUGGUGAAAAUAAUGUUACAAUUAAAUAUUCAAAUACAAAAGGAACUUGUUACAAAUCUCAAAUGAUUAACAUACAAUCACCUUAUGAAGUACCAUUAGUUGAAGUCACACCAGUUAUAGAUUGUGAUAGUUCUGAUGGUAAAAUUUCAAUUUCAAAUUAUAUGAACUUCUAUUCAUUGGAUAUUAUUAUUGAUUCAUCCACUAUACCAAUUAAUUCAGGUUUAGUUAGUAAUCUUCCAACUGGUACUUACACAAUUGUUUAUGGAAACAGUGGAUCUUGUGCAAAUUCUAUCGAUGUUUAUGUACCAUCUUCAGAACAGUAUGUAGAAAUUACAACAUCUGUAAUUUCCCAUCCAACUUGUGGUGAACAAUCAUUGAAUGGUGAUGGUAAAGUCAAUGUAACUUUAAAGGUUUUAGGAAUUAAAAAAAAUACAUUCUAUAUUCAAAAUCAAAAUCAAAUAUCAUCUCUAACAUUCUCAGAUGGUGGUGUUUAUAUUGCUGCUGCUCCAGGUUUAAAUACUUUAUCAAUAUCCUAUGGUGGUUGUAUUUGGAAUAGAGAUGUUAAUACAACAAUUUCCAAACCAACAUUCUCAUUUGAAAAGAUUUACAAUGACACUUGUUUAUCAUCAGUAUAUUAUAAAUUAAUAAAUAAUAAUACAAAUAUAGCAAUUAAUUCCAUCACUUCACCUUAUACCUUAUAUAGUUACCAAAAUGAAUACUACACUCAAAUGGCCACAAAUUUAAUCUAUCCAUACACUGUCACAUGGAAUACCUAUUGCACAGAAACAUUUUACCAAGAAUUUACUUUUGACACUCCUUUUAAUUAUUAUUCAAAUUAUAUCCAAUAUGAAAUUGUAAAAGCUGAUAAUUGUAAUUCAUUCAAAAUUGAUAUCAUCAUUAAAAAUAUGAAUACUUUUCAAAAGGUAACCCUUUCAAGUAAAUAUCCAACACCAAUUAAUUCGACUCAUGCAAUUUUUAAAAAUUUACCACCAUCUAUUUCUUAUGAUAUUUCAUUCACAUUAUUUGAUGGUUGCUCUGGUACUGAAAUGGUUGGUUAUCAACAACUUUCAAAUGGUAAUACUAAAGAGACAAUCGAUAUCAUCAAGGUGAACGACAUUUGUAACUCUGGUAAAGGUUCUAUCCAAUUAUCAAAUAUGGAUACCUCCAAUCAUUAUUACUAUGUUAAAACAUUUUCAGAUUAUUACGUUUACACAAGUUACCCAAUUCAACCAACUACUAAUGAUAAUGGUACAAUUAUUAGUCUACUUUCAAAUUUACCAGUUGGUAGUUACAAUAUAACUAGAAAUUGUAAAUCAAUAACAAACUGUUAUAUAGAAACAAAGGUUGUUAUUGAAAAUAAAGACCCAAUAAUUGAAUCAAUUUCAGUUACUGAUUCAUAUGAUAAAUUAAAUAAUGGUACUGCUGAAAUUAAAUUAAACUAUAACUCAACAUAUCCAAUUAAUUUCAAAAUUAUUGGUACUCAAUUAUCCAAUCAAAAUGGUAUAUUUUCAAAUUUACCACCAAAAACAUAUGAAGUUCAAGUUACAUUAACUGAUAGAAUGUGUCCAAUCACAAUUUCACAAUCAUUUACAAUCAAUUUUAAAACAUCACCAACACCACCACCACUACCACAAGAUCCAUCUGAUGAACUUUCAACAUCUUCAUUUAUUCAAUUAAAUAUUUUAUCAUUAUUAUUAAUUUCAAUUUUCACUAUUUUUAUUUUAUAG